Molecule: messenger RNA, 4549 nt
Organism: Manis pentadactyla (Chinese pangolin)
Lineage: Eukaryota; Metazoa; Chordata; Mammalia; Pholidota; Manidae
Gene: LNX2
Product: ligand of numb-protein X 2
Exons: 10
Coding region: 331-2400 (689 amino acids)
Molecular function (GO): protein binding; ubiquitin-protein transferase activity; metal ion binding
Source: RefSeq, a predicted model, not a curated record
GGCGCUCGCCCCCGGGAAGGCAGCAGGGGCGGUUGAGAAGUGAAGUCUUGGCCAGAGUUUGCUUCUUGCCAGGAAAUCCGCUGCGGCGGCGGCGGCGGCGUUGGCGGCGAUUCCGGGUGGAGCGGAGGCCGGCUCCCUCCCGGUUCCCGCAGCGGGCCACGGAGAGCGGAGCUGGUGCCGGGCUGCGGCUCCAGGAGCCGGUGCGCGCUCCGGGCAGCCGCGCUUUCCCAAAGAACGUUGGUUUCCGUCAAACACGUCACUGUCAAAGGAAACCAGAGCUGAACUGGAAGUCUAACAUAUGAGGAGACAAACCACUCUGGUCGCUUCAAAAUGGGAACAGCAGUUGAUGAGCUGGUGUCUGUGGAACAGGCCUCCUCGUCCUCUUUCAAUCCUCUGUGUUUUGAAUGUGGCCAGCAGCACUGGACGAGGGAAAACCACUUGUACAACUACCAGGAUGAGGUGGAUGACGACCUGGUCUGCCAUAUCUGCCUUCAGCCUCUGCUGCAGCCCCUAGACACGCCCUGUGGACACACAUUCUGCUGCAAGUGCCUCAGAAACUUCUUACAGGAGAAGGAUUUCUGCCCAUUGGACCGGAAAAGACUUCACUUUAAGAUGUGUAAGAAGUCCAGUAUUCUAGUUCAUAAACUUCUGGACAAAUUAUUAGUGUUAUGUCCAUUUUCUUCAGUGUGCCAAGAUGUGAUGCAACGCUGUGAUCUGGAGGCACAUCUUAAAAACAGGUGUCCUGGAGCGUCCCAUCGGAGAGUUGCCCUAGAGAGAAAGAAAACUAGUAAAACUCAAACAGAAGUUGAGAAUGAAAGUGGAACCACUGUCAUAGAUCUUCCAGGUACCGUAUCACCUGAAGCCGACUGCUCGGGAACAGGCACAGUGCCAGCCGAGCGGAACCUGACGCCGGCACCCCUUUCUGCGUGGACUGAGGAGCCCGGCCUGGACAACCCUGCCUUUGAGGAGAGCGCUGUUGUCGACACCGCACAGCAGCCACAUAGUUUACCAGAAGGUGAAAUUACCACGAUUGAAAUUCACCGGUCUAAUCCUUAUAUUCGAUUAGGAAUUAGCAUUGUGGGGGGCAAUGAAACGCCACUGAUUAACAUUGUUAUCCAGGAAGUCUAUCGGGAUGGGAUAAUUGCCAGAGAUGGGAGACUCCUUGCUGGAGACCAGAUUCUUCAGGUUAACAAUUGUGACAUCAGCAAUGUGUCCCAUAACUAUGCCAGAGCCGUCCUUUCCCAGCCCUGCAGCGCGCUGCAUCUCACGGUGCUUCGGGAGAGGCGCUUUGGCAACCGACCACACUCGCAGGCGGAAGGUAGCUCCCCACGAGAAGAGGUGUUCCAUGUGGUUCUUCACAAGCGGGACUCCGGGGAGCAGCUGGGCAUUAAACUCGUGCGAAGGACUGACGAGCCAGGUGUUUUUAUUCUUGACCUGUUGGAAGGGGGGCUGGCCGCACAGGACGGGAGGCUCAGCAGCAAUGACCGUGUGCUCGCCAUCAACGGACACGACCUGAAGCACGGGACGCCGGAGCUGGCCGCCCACAUCAUUCAGGCCAGUGGAGAGAGGGUGAAUUUAACAAUUGCUAGACCAGGGAAACCCCAGCCUGGUAACACUAUCCGAGAAGCAGGAACUCAGAGCAACAGCCAGCACCACGCCCAGCCACUGUACUGCAGCAGACCCAGCUCACAUAAGGAUCUUACCCAGUGUGUCACAUGCCAAGAAAAACACAUCACUGUAAAGAAGGAACCCCAUGAGUCCCUUGGGAUGACAGUUGCUGGGGGCAGAGGAAGUAAGAGUGGUGAGCUGCCCAUCUUUGUGACCAGUGUGCCACCUCAUGGCUGCCUUGCACGCGAUGGCAGAAUCAAGCAGGGUGAUAUACUGUUGAAUAUCAAUGGCAUUGAUUUGACCAAUUUAAGUCACAGCGAGGCCGUUGCUAUGCUGAAAGCCAGCGCUGCGUCCCCCACCGUCGCCCUUAAAGCGCUGGAGGUCCAGAUUGUCGAGGAGGCCCCUCAGACCGCGGAAGAGCAGCCCAGCACUUUCAGUGAAAACGAGUAUGAUGCCACUUGGUCCCCAUCGUGGGUCAUGUGGCUCGGGCUCCCAAGUGCCCUUCAUAGCUGCCAUGAUAUAGUUUUAAGAAGAAGCUACCUGGGAAGCUGGGGCUUCAGUAUCGUCGGGGGAUACGAAGAGAACCACACCAAUCAGCCUUUCUUCAUUAAAACCAUUGUCUUGGGAACUCCUGCCUAUUAUGAUGGAAGGUUAAAAUGUGGAGACAUGAUUGUUGCCGUCAACGGCCUGUCAACUGUGGGCAUGAGCCAUUCCGCACUGGUCCCCAUGCUGAAGGAGCAGAGGAACAAAGUCACUCUGACAGUUAUUUGCUGGCCUGGCAGCCUGGUGUAGAUUUCAAAAUUGGUUUUGAGUUACACAUCUUCCUUUGUUAGGCUUUGGAAAGAAAACCCUUUAGUUUUAUUGUGUUUCUGGUUGUUAGCUAUUACGCAGCUGGUAUAUGCAGGGCCAAAAACCACUAAGACUGUCCCUGUUAUUUUUCAGAUCGUUUUCCUCAAGUUAACCACAUCUCUUUCAGCUUGGAGUCAGUCUUCCACGAACCCUUGUGUGUUCCUAUUUUCAGAAUUCACUCUCAGUUGUCAGAAUGUGACCUAUAACAAUGAAGUCUGCCCAAACUGUGACCCAGCCAGCUGGAUUAGACAACCUCUGGUAACUCUUUGUUUUUAAUAGCUGAAUCAUGAAACGAGUUACAUGCCCCAGGACUGGUCUCAGCAAAGCCAGUAGCAAUAGCAUUUGCUGCCCCUGCUGCGUCCAGUCCAUGAAUGGGUACAUUUUUCACUUGGGUAAUAACCCUUUCCCAUUUUUCACUGGUGCCAACAUUUCAAAACUUCAUACUGUUCAUAAAGUGACUCUUCUGGCUUAUCUUAUUUCUCCUUUAAUCUCUCAGUGCUCAUAGAUAAUGAAGACAUAAGUCUGACACCACUGAAGAGACUUUUGGAAUAAUGUACCAUUUUUAGAGUAGUAGAGAAUAAAAGAUAAUGUUUUCCAGUGACAAAGAAAUUGGGGAGGUAAUUAUAGUUUAGUGCUGGAGAUGGUAAAGGCUACAUUUACUUGAAGAGUCCAAAGCAUUAAAUGUUCAUUUCCAAAGGAAUGUUUUGUUAUGUAGGAAAAUUUUGAAGCAGUUUUUGGAAAAAUCAUUUUCUAGAGUUUGUAUUAAACUUUUCAGCAAUCUUGGCUGGAAAUCUUUUUGUGAUUUAUGCAGUUAAACUAGGUAAAAAUAAAACCAUAUUGCUAUUAAAUACACAUAUAUCACAGCUAAGUAGAAGGUAGGUCUUUUUUAUUUUAUUCUAGAUUCAAGAUUCUUAAAUCUUGAUUGUUUUAGAAACCCUUUUUUUCCCUAUUAUUUCAUUACUUAGAAACUUAAUUAUUUCAAGAAAAAGACUAAAAAGUUGGUUUUUAUUUGGAACUGUAGGUUUUAGAUGUUCUCUCAGUCAGUUCAUGGUCAUUUGACUAUUUCAUAUUUUUUUAAGUGAUUUUGAAAACUAUGACUGGCCCGUUUUGUCUGUCUUUUACUCAGCAUUGUUGUCUUUGAAAGAACCCAUAAAGAAGCGAAUAAAAGAAGAAUAUUUUUACCUUAUUAAUAUUAUGCAUACUUGAAAGAAGUUUCACUUAGAAACCUAGUUCAGAACCUGAGCUGAUUUACAAGUGACCUCUGUAAUAAAUGGUAUUGAUUAUAAAAGAAUGUAUUUCAAAACACUACAGUGUAUUUUAAGCAUGACCACUUUAUUUUCAAACUUAGCAAUUUCAUUGCUGGGGGUUAUUGUGUCUAUAGCAUGUCACUGAUUAUUCCAGGUGGUUUUAUAAUGAUUUUUGUAAGCAUAUCUCUUUUGAAUAAAUAAGAAAUGGCAUAAUUGCUACUGACUCGUCCAACCCCUUAGCUACACUGUAUGGGCAACAUAUAGCCAAGAUACAGUGGAAUGCCCCAUACAGUAUAUUACUGUUAUGUGAUGAUUGGCUUUUGAAGCAGUUUGAUAUUGGAAUGCUUUGAUAUUCUAAUUGACAUGGAACAAGUUUUUUUCCUGCUCCCCCAAUAGAAUUUUGUAUUCUACUUUGCUAUUUUUUAAAUGUUUUGUAAGAAUGUGUCAUUUUGGGGGAGUGGCCAUCCAUAAACAAAUGUCCUAACUGCUGCUUUGUUAUAAAUGAAAUACUUACAUUGGGCCCAGUGGUAUAAUCAGUGUUUUAAAAGAGGAAAUCUUUUUCAAUUUUAUUUUCAUCAUGGAAAUCUUGCAAUCAGUUAAGCUAAUUUGGUUGUAUUGCAAAAGAGACUCUAGCUUUUGGUCAGAAUGGUAGUUGGUGAUGGACACUUGUUCAUAAUUUAUUGUUACUGUUGAAAUAUUUGAAUUUUCUCAUUUUAGGCUUCAGUAGUUAAAUACUUGGAUUUGUUCUGUGCCUUCAGUUUAAAUUAUUUCAGGAUUUUUCAGAUGUGCUUAAAUAACGGUGUAACAGUCAUUCAGGAUGCAAAUAAAAAUCAUCCUUUCCAUAA